Fundulus heteroclitus (mummichog) is the source of this 2314-nucleotide messenger RNA. RefSeq names its product tropomyosin 4a (gene tpm4a). Gene Ontology annotation, molecular function: actin filament binding. The transcript has 8 exons. Gene Ontology annotation, cellular component: actin filament. Gene Ontology annotation, biological process: muscle contraction; actin filament organization. The record is from RefSeq and is a predicted model, not a curated record. Bases 461 to 1207 code for a protein of 248 amino acids. NCBI's taxonomy places the organism in Eukaryota, Metazoa, Chordata, Actinopteri, Cyprinodontiformes, Fundulidae.
CUUCCCCGGCUCACUCCGGCGCUCUCUGCUCUCCUCUCUGCACACCGUCUCUGAUCCUCCUCAAACCCGGGACCAAAAAACCGGCUGCCUACAUUCCUGAGGACGACUGUCUGGUCUGCCCAUGAGCCUUUCAUUCCUACACGGCAGGAGCCAUCUUUGGAGAUCACCUGGACCAUCGCACCUUUCACUUAUUUAACUUUUACUCUCUCUUUUUUUACUGGACUUAAACGACUCAUUUUUUUUACAUUCCGGGACGGACUUCUAGUGUUUUACCCCCCAUCUCUGUAAACAAGCGAUCAAAGGGUGUUAUUAUUAUUAUUAUUAUUUCCAAAUUAUACAGCUAGGUUGACCCAAGUAAGUAGGACGCUGUAGCGCACGCCUUUUUAUAUAUAUAUAUAUUUUGCACAACCCAGUGCUUACUCGUCUACGUGUAAGUCUUAAAGUAACCACACAGAGAAGAAUGGCAGGGAUGAACUCUCUGGAAGCUGUGAAGAGGAAGAUUCAGAGUUUGCAGCAGCAGGCCGACGACGCAGAGGACCGGGCUCAGGUCCUACAGAGGGAACUGGACGGUGAACGGGAGCUCCGAGAAAAAGCAGAAGGCGAUGUCGCAGGUCUCAACCGCAGGAUCCAGCUGGUGGAGGAGGAGCUGGACCGAGCCCAGGAGAGGCUGGCCACAGCGCUGCAGAAGCUGGAGGAGGCGGAGAAGGCCGCAGAUGAGAGCGAGAGAGGGAUGAAGGUGAUAGAGAAUAGAGCAAUGAAGGAUGAGGAGAAGAUGGAGAUCCAGGAGAUGCAGCUGAAGGAGGCCAAACACAUCGCAGAGGAAGCCGACCGUAAAUACGAGGAGGUGGCCCGUAAGCUGGUGAUCCUGGAGGGGGAGCUGGAGCGAGCCGAGGAGAGAGCCGAACUCGCUGAAUGUAAAGCCAGUGACCUGGAGGAGGAGUUGAAAAAUGUGACCAACAACCUGAAGUCUCUAGAAGCCCAGGCGGAGAAGUACUCUGAACGAGAGGACAAGUAUGAGGAGGAGAUCAAAGUUCUGACUGACAAACUGAAGGAGGCUGAAACCCGAGCAGAGUUUGCGGAGAGAUCUGUGGCCAAACUGGAAAAGUCCAUCGACGACCUGGAAGAGAAAUUAUCACAUGCCAAAGAGGAGAAUCUGGGCAUGCACCAAGUCCUGGACCAGACCCUGCAGGAGCUGAACAGCUUAUAAAUGCCCGGCGAGGAAGAUGGAGAGGAUGAGAUCAUCAUUAACAUUCCAUUAAACGUUCGACUCCAUUCCACAUUUCGAGCUGUAAAACCUGCACUCCCCACAGGAUUAACUUAAUGCUUGUCCCUUGGUGUUAUGUUUUUUUUUCCUUCCCCCCCCCCCCUCCUCAUCUUUUUCUCCUUUGCUUAGUUUUUAUUUCCAGUUGCAACUGCAGGACGUUCUUUAAAACAAAGAUUUUUGACCACUUAUUUAGAAACAGAUGGUAAAUGCACUCAAGGGAGCCUCAGAUUUGGCCUCUGAAUCACUUAAACUGGCUCAAAUUGACAUCAUUACAAGCACAUAUGAAUAAUUACUUGGGUUUUUCUUCUUUUUUUGGGGGGGGGGGGGGGUCCUAAAGGAUGAAUUCCUCAGGCGGUAAAGAUUUUAUUUUUUAUCUUUAGGAGGAUGCAACUGAAGACAUUUUACUAAUCCGUGCCUGUCUGACCUGCGUCCUCCUGCAUCUGUUUGGGUUUAAUCUGCAUGGUCGCCUGCCGGACGGAAACGGUUUCCAGUAAUAAACACACUAUUAAGCUGCUCCUUCACUUUAAUCUUAUUUACGACUAAUCAAGAGUCCUGAACUUCGGAGCAACUCUGCCGAACCCGAGGACAACGUCUUGGAUAUUCGCAGCGCGUCAGGCCUUUUGCUAACUGGGGGCUUGGUGGGAGUCAGCAGAGUCCGAGCAGACUGCACUACCUUUCCUACGGCAUCAGUAAAACUCGAGCGAGCUUAAGCCCAAAACCAGAAGCUCAGUCACGUCUCAUCAACCAUGGAUAACUAUUGUAUAUAGUAGGAGAAUGUUAGGUAUGUGAGAAGUUGUAAUGCUCUUAAUGUUUUAUUUGCUUUUUACACCACUUCUUUAUUUUCCAGGGGAAAUGCCAAGACCAAAGAACACAUGACACAGACAAAUCUUUUAAAUGUUUUAAUUUUUUUUUUGUGAUGGUCUCAGCUCAUGUCUAGGGCUAGGAGGGGGGUGGGGCUAAAAUUUGUUCAGGCCCUUUUAUUAUUUUUUUUCUUUCUUUCUUCGUUUACCACCCCCUCCAUGUUCAACCUUCAAUAAAUGUUUUACAGAA